AUGGCGAUCAACGCUACCACCAGCCUUGCGGGCCCCUCCACCAGCGAGGCUGGUGGCUUCACCUUCUCACCACCUCCCAACCGACCUUCUCCACCGGCCUGCAGCCCCGCCACGGGAGCGGCGGUGGUUACCACCGCAAUCCAGCAGAACAUCACCCCACUCCAGCAACAGAUGGCGGAACAGAGUCAGCUUUUGGCCUCCAUGGCUAAAGUAAUGACAGCUGGCCAAAAUCCGGCAGCCACUGUUCUGUCGCCAGCCCAGGCGGCGGCGGCAUCGGUCGCACCAGACAAGGCAAAAAGAAGUAAGGAGAAAAGGAAGAAGAAGGAAGACAGCUCAAGCUCAAGUUCCUCAUCAAGCAGUGACGACGAGGCUCCGGAGAGGUUGCCGCGCUUAGUGGACCGUAUUGAGGCGCAACAGCCCACCGACCCGUCGGGCUUCCAAAAACAAAUCUUCCAUGGCUUUGCUACGCAGGGUAAGCUGGCUUUAGCGUUGCUGGCGGAGGUUCCGCCGAAUGUGAAGGGCGCCACGAAAGUUCUCAAGCCUUUGAUUCGCCGACCUCCGCGCGGCGAAUGGUCGGCAUGGCGGAUCUUGGCCAGCUCGGAAGCCCGACGGAACAGUGGCUGCCGGAUUUUGGCCAGCUGUUAUUACUUUAGCCAUGGAGGCCAAAAGCUGACUCUGUUCUGCCAUCUGUUGCUGGAGUGGGGUGAUGUUCUGCUGGAUUGCGGUGGUAACCACCACCGCUCCCGUGGCGGGGCUGCAGGCCGGUGGAGAAGCCAGCAGGUUCGAGUCUACAUAGCCAUGAGAAUACAGUUAAGGGAGACAGGAGCACAGAAGUACCGGUUAGGCGGGGCAGGGUUGCGGGUGCUGACCGGCAACGAGAUGGCACGGUAUCUCGGGUUGCACUAUGGCCGAGGAGUGCAGUUCUCAGCAUGUACCAAGCAACUACUCACAGCAGGGAGGCGGGCCAUGUUUGUGUCGAGAUAA
Messenger RNA from Volvox carteri f. nagariensis, 984 nucleotides. RefSeq lists its product as uncharacterized. The record is from RefSeq and is a predicted model, not a curated record. The coding region runs from base 1 to 984 and encodes 327 amino acids. The transcript has 3 exons. Lineage: Eukaryota; Viridiplantae; Chlorophyta; Chlorophyceae; Chlamydomonadales; Volvocaceae.